Quercus lobata is the source of this 1112-nucleotide messenger RNA. RefSeq names its product thioredoxin domain-containing protein PLP3B-like. The transcript has 9 exons. The coding region runs from base 190 to 882 and encodes 230 amino acids. The record is from RefSeq and is a predicted model, not a curated record. Lineage: Eukaryota; Viridiplantae; Streptophyta; Magnoliopsida; Fagales; Fagaceae.
CAAAAACGCACCGUUUUGUUUUUGGGUGGUGGUGUGGUUUUCACUUUUCAGGUUCCCAAUUCUCAAUUCUCAAUUCUCUCUCUUCUACGAAAUUUGAAAGCAUUGAAGCCCCCGGGAGAAAGAAAAAACUGUUUCACCAAACUCUAAAAAGAAAGAGAGAGUGAGAGAAAAAAAAAAAAAAUUAGCGAGAUGGAUCCGGAUUCAGUGAAAUCGACCCUGAGUAACUUAGCAUUUGGAAAUGUUAUGGCCGCCGCUGCUCGUGAUUAUCAAAAGGAAGUGCUUGCUCAAGGGAAGUCACAGGCAUCAAGUUCUGUCAACCAGGAGGUCGACCUUGAUGAGUUGAUGGACGAUCCCGAGCUGGAAAAAUUGCAUGCUGAUAGGAUUGCAGCUCUCAAGAAAGAAGCUGAGAAGCGAGAAGCAUUAAAGAAGCAAGGGCAUGGAGAAUACAGGGAGGUUACUGAGGGGGAUUUCUUGGGUGAAGUUACUGGUAGUGAAAAAGUGAUUUGUCAUUUCUACCAUCGGGAGUUCUAUCGCUGCAAGAUUGUGGAUAAGCAUUUGAAAACCCUUGCACUAAAGCAUGUUGAUACAAAGUUCAUCAAGUUGGAUGCAGAGAAUGCACCCUUCUUUGUUGCUAAACUAGGAGUCAAGACCUUGCCAUGUGUCAUUCUUUUCAGAAAAGGAAUUGCAGUAGAUAGGCUAGUUGGGUUUCAAGAUCUGGGAGGAAAAGAUGAUUUUUCCACAAAGACGCUUGAGGCCCUACUAAUAAAGAAAGGUAUUCUUAUUGAGAAGAAAGAAGAUGCAGAUGCAGAGGAUGAUGGUAAUCAUGAAAAUAGGCGCAGGACAGUGAGAUCCUCUUUGAAUCCUGAUUCUGAUUCUGACUGAAAAAUGGAAGAACUGCAGAUUUUCUAUCUGGAUUCUUAGUUCAGGUCACUUGGGGAGGCCUGGGGUGGGGGAAGGAUCCUAGAUAUUGAGAGAAUUUGAGAUGCUUUUUAAAUGCAUGCUUGUGUUGUUGUAGUCACUUCUUCUUCAUGUGAAUUUAUUCCAGCGUGUUCUUUUUGAACAAUGAUUACUCAAUAGGCACUUUGACCAUUUAUAUCAACUGUUGAGCCCUA